CGUGUUAAGAGCCGGUUGUUAAGAAUGGUCCCCCGGAAGUAAGUGAGUGUUUGGCUGGCUCACAUUAAACAUGGCUGACACUGCACCAAGCUGCAGAGGAGCACAUCCACAACGCAAUAAUACGACUAAUAUUAAGCCCAACAACUCUCAAAGUAACAGCCAGGAGCCUUCACAGCCAUGGGAAAUGAUAAAACCCUCAAUCACGGAGCUAACCAAAGAGGUGCGGACAAAUAUCCUCUGCACCGUGGAAGGAUGUGGAAAAAUCCUGCCAAAUACCCCUGCCCUCAACAUGCAUCUCGUCAAGUCUCACCGGAUUCAGGACGGCAUGGUCAAUCCAACUGUGCGAAAGAAGAAAGAUAUAAUUGCAUCACAGAAACUUUACUGCUGUCCAAUGGAAGGAUGCCCAAGAGGACCAAACAGACCUUUCUCACAGUUUUCUCUGGUUAAACAGCACUUUAUGAAGAUGCACGCUGAAAAGAAAUACAAAUGUGCCAAAUGCAGUAACUCUUAUAGCACUGAGUGGGACUUGAAGCGGCAUUCGGAGGACUGUGGGAAGACGUACCAGUGCACAUGUGGAUGCCCCUAUGCCUGCAGGGCAGCAUUGUUGUCACAUAUCUACAGGACAGGGCAUGAGAUCCCUGUAGAACACAGAUAUCCACCAGUUAAAAAGAGGAAGAUGGAAGGGUCGUUAGGUGGAGCACCAAAACAAAAACCCAACGAACAGAUGUUUCAAAUUGUCAGCAUAGAACAAGAGCUGUCAGAGGUUUAUGUGGCGCCAAGUGGUCCCUGCCAGUCCAAUGUUGGGAACCAAAACCCUACACCAACUAAAACUAUUCAGAAGCUUCUCUUGCCAAAGCCCAGGGUAGCCCUGGUAAAAGUCCCUGUGAUGAAGUUUGCCCAUGUGCCAAUCAUUGUAUCCUCAGCAGACCACUCAAUCAAGCCAGUUGUAGUGGCAGUUGACAAUCAAGGAUCUGUAAUAAGCACUGUGCAUCUCCUUCCCCAAUCAGUGGGAACUCUGGACACAAAAGCUUUGACCUUCAGAGAUACCAUGCCUAUGUCAAGAUUGGCCUUGGAACCUGUCAGUACUGGAGUGCAAGUGAAUCUGGAAGCCAUGGCUUCCAACCAUAACAUUUUGGCAGAAAUGGGCCAUAGAAAUAAGAGCAUUUCCACAAACAUUCAGACCGAUAUAUCAUAUCUUUCAAAGGGCUCCACACCAGCAAUUUCUUGCCCCGUCAAUGAUUCAUCUGUGUCAUCUUGUGCCCAAACAGAUAUUAGUGUUAGUGCUCAGGUGCUGCUGCCCAUCAAUGUACAGACCCAGACAUUUCCCUCUUCCUACAAAAUGACUUCUUCCACAGGCGCCCAGACUGACGCUUUUGGCCAGACCUAUUAUCCCUCCUUUGCUGUUACCAGAGAAACCCAAACCAGCACUAAUCUAAGCACUACGAAGUGCAGAGAGCAGCAAAUGGACCAAGCUAUAAUGUGCGCAGACAUUUUUGAGAAUGACUCCUCUUACAGUGUCUCGACACAAACCAGUUUAAAAAGCAACUGCUUAACAGAGAAUGUGGACCGACAUUUGACCUCCAGUAGCAACCCCAGUCUUUUUGAUGAGAAAUCAGUUGAAGUUAUGUGCUUCAGUGCACAGACAUCUUUGCUCCCACAGCACCCUGUGGCAGACAAUCAAACUCAAACAAUGAAUUUAUUCAGCGAUCUUGAAAACAUCCUAUCAGAUAGCAUGACUGGUCACUCCUUGGACAACCAUGGCCCAUUGUCGGAUGCCAGCACACGCUGUGAAGUGGGCCUGACGUCUGUCCAGGAACAAAAUACGGGAAUUGACUUUGACUUUGAGGAGUUCUUGAAUGCAGCUCACACACAGACUCAAACCGAGGAAAGUGAAUUAGGCACUUUAAACUCUGAGCCAGUCUUGGAAUCUCUUGACAUUGAAACUCAGACAGACUUUUUGUUCUAUGAUGAUCAUGCUCCCAAUUACAGUAACAGAGUUCAGUCAAACUAUCUGGGGCUUGACACCCAGACACAAACUGACCUAAAUUUUCUUUUGGACACCAGCAGUCACAUACCACUGGGCAAUUUUCUGAAACAAUCAAGUUUUUCCAUGAGCAUGGAAUCCUCUGAUACAGAAACGCAGACUGUGGUUCAUCCAGCUCUUCGGUGUAACCCCAGUCAUGAAAGCCAAGUGAAGUCAAACAGCACUGAGACCCAGACUAUCACUAGCUGUUUUGGAAGCUUGGGAAACUUGUUCUUAACCAGCAAUGAGACCCAAACUGUCAUGGAUGACUUUCUGGUGACUGAUGUGGCUUGGAACACCCUGGAAUCCCAUUUUAGUUCUGUAGAAACUCAGACAUGUGAGGAACUGUCUUCACUCUUUCAUCACUCUGACAAAAUUAACAAUUUAAUUUAGCAGCUGUGAUCAACUGAGAAGUUCUUGGUGACCCUGUAAGGAUGAGUUACCAUGAAUUGUAGAACUGUGAUUAUUAGUACUAUUUGUACAAAACCAGAUCAGUGUCUAUUCAUAGUGUAAAAGGCUAUGCAGUUCUGGCAAAGAGAUAGUAAACAAUUUCAUAACUAACAUAGUUAUGGACAUUUUGCCACAUUUUCAUUAAUGUACUAUAUUUAUGAUCGAACUAGUAGUCCAGCUCAGUACUGCACUGACCCAAAAAUGUUUAUGGUUAAAGUUUUCCUAUAGAUCUCAUUCUACAAUUGGCAACUAAACCUACUGGAGUUAAGUAGGACUGAAGCAGCUACACAUCCCCCACACCUUCAUCCUGUCUGUGCCUGCUAUUGAAUCACCAGCAUCUUUGGUUGUAUCUGGUGCCAAAAUGUAUCUUGAGGUCUAAUUUGUUUUAUUCCUUGAGAGGCAAAUUACCAGCCACCCACGAGCUAACAAAUGUGUUCCAGCCACUCCUUGUUUCCCCUACCCAGCUAAGCAAGACUUAAGUUCAGCUCAUAUGCAAUUAUAUUGCUUAGCACCGUAUGUUCAGUUACUAAAACCCCAUACAUUAUUAAACAUUGUUGCUUCAUGUUGCCUAAUCACUUCAUGUGCUGUAGGUUCUCAAUUAUCUUGCUGUAUACGAAAUACUAACUUCUUCUAAUAUCAAUAACUUGUAUCUGCUUUGGUGAGAAGGUAUUUCCACUGCAAAAUGAUCCUGAAAAUGUUCACAUUUCUUUUUGCCAGUGCUGUAUUUACAAAUAUUAUAUUGAGGGAUUGUGUCUCUCAUUUAAGACAUGGUAAUAAAUAAUUGAUUUCAGCACUAGAAAAAACACACAGUAGAAAGUACAUAAACAUAAAUAACUUGUUUUCAGCAGUACUCCUACCACUGUGAACACAAACUGACCUGCUGAUAGAUUUCUAUUUGUUCAUUUUUCACAUAUUGUAUUACAAACCGUUAAAUAGUGUGACCUUUCUGUAAGCACUAAUUCUGAACCACAACCAUACAUGUUAUUAUUAAAGCCUUAGUUGAAACUAUGUAUUCAUUAGAAAAGAAUAGUGUGCAUACUUUUUUUUUUUUUUUUUUUUUACCACUAUACCUUUUAUGUGUUCAAAGCAUUUCAAAGAUGCUAUAAGGUUGUUAUAAUAUGUGACCAUUGCUCACAGUAUUCACUAAUGUGAAUGGCUUUGCAGGAAAGCAGGUAAUGCUAUUUCAUAAUACUCUUGGUUGUUUAUUUUGUAAGAAGUGGGUUCAAAUGCAGGUAUAAGUGCAGAACUCACUACAUCUAAAAUGCACAAUUUUAUCUUUAUUUUAUCGAGACAGCGGUAAACAAAAGCUUCUUGAGACCAGAGAGAAGUCGAAACUAGUCAAAACCUUAGCAAUCUACAGCUAUAUUUAUACACUUACAGAGUUGUAAGUGUUUGCAUUCUGUAUCAUGUACACACUUUUCUCCUGUAAAAUAGAAAUAUGCUAAGUCUUGUUUUUUUUUUUUUUUUUUAAAUACACAGAUCAUUUGUCUAUACUUUAAUGUUUACAAUAUGCUUUUUUUGUAUAAAGGGAUUCGGCAUCUUAGCAUUACUAUUUGAAAAGCUUUUUAAUGAUACUAUACCAUAAUAUUACAAGCACAUAUGGAUUAUAAUUUUCAACUACUGGAGUACAUAUGCAAAUGUCUAUUAUCAAAUAUAAACUUUGAUUUUCUACAUUGCAGUAGUUUUUGCUCUUGCAAUGUAGAAAAUCUGCUAUCCAAGUCAAUCUGACUGUUCCAGUCCCCCAUUAGUCUUGUUCCUAGAUGCUGCACUGUACUUAUUCUAAUACGAGUUUCUGGUUGCAACCGCAUAGAAUGUUGCCAUUCAAAUAACAUGGUCCCAAUGAUUCAUUCAUCUGUCUAUCGAAAA
Acipenser ruthenus (sterlet) is the source of this 4339-nucleotide messenger RNA. Its product is annotated as ATM interactor-like. Gene Ontology annotation, biological process: regulation of transcription by RNA polymerase II. Gene Ontology annotation, molecular function: transcription cis-regulatory region binding; DNA-binding transcription factor activity, RNA polymerase II-specific. The coding region runs from base 71 to 2416 and encodes 781 amino acids. Lineage: Eukaryota; Metazoa; Chordata; Actinopteri; Acipenseriformes; Acipenseridae. The record is from RefSeq and is a predicted model, not a curated record. Gene Ontology annotation, cellular component: nucleus. The transcript has 4 exons.